This is a messenger RNA of Punica granatum (pomegranate), 1327 nucleotides long. The record is from RefSeq and is a predicted model, not a curated record. NCBI's taxonomy places the organism in Eukaryota, Viridiplantae, Streptophyta, Magnoliopsida, Myrtales, Lythraceae.
UCUCCUGCAGCUUAGGCACUGUUGCCCAUACCUCUCGAAACUUGACUGCUUCCCCUUCCCCGUCUCCUCUCUCUCUCCCUCCCCCUUCUUAUCCUCAGGCGACCUCCGAUCUGCGUCGUCCACCUUCCCUGCAUCGGCUGCGUUACUCCCCAGCUCAACUGGAAGAGGGAGGAUUGAGCAGGGGAUGGCAGAUAAUGAGGAAGGAGAGGAAAUGAAUACCCGUAGAAGCGAUUGGGAAGUUGUUUCCCUUACUGCAUCAGCAUACGCUGCUGCACCCAGUUCUGCGGAGGUUCAGCGAAAGGAUGAUGAAGCGGGUCGUACUUACAAUGAAGCUGAAACUUCUCGGGCUUUGUUCAUGUCCGGUCACUUUGUCUUUCCACCCAGUCAACAUGAGAACCUACCCCUGGAGCCUGAGCAUGAGAUUCGCGAAGACAGUGCAGGCAAAGGAGAUUUUGCUGAAUUGGGCGUAGAAGGGGAUAGAUCUGUGAGAAAGGGUGAAAAGGAUCAGACAGUAAGGAUCGUGCAUGAUGAAUUUUCAGGAAUGCAGUUUUUUGAUGAGAAGGGCAAUAGACUAUCUGUUCAAAAUUCGGAGUACAACCCCGACAAGGAGCAGAGUCCAUACAGUGCUACUACUCUUAGUUCCUUGCACAGUGAGACUGUCAGUGGUGGUGGCACCGUGCAUGCUGAUCCUACGCCAAAUGAGGUAGAAGAAGCCGAGGAAAGUUUCGAUCCAACUGCAGAGUCAUCGCAGUUGUCCAAGCCCCUGAAUGAGAAGGGUUACUUUGGGUCGGACCUUCCUUGCAGUGCUUGGUGGAAGAAAAGAGCUACUUCUUUGUAUGCUCACGCAAAAGAUGCAAAUGCAUUUUGGUCUAUAUUUAUUGCUGCAGCUAUGAUGGGCCUUGUACUUCUGGGCCAGCAGUGGCAGCAAGAAAGGUGGCAAAUGUUGCAACAAAAAUGGCAUUUAAGCCUCAAAGAUGAGAAGAUGGGCAGGAUGCUGGGUCCCAUAUAUCGGAUUAAAGAUGUGAUUGUUGGGGGGCACCGCCGGGGUUCACUCAUCAGGAGCAGCUCCUCGAGUGACAACUAAGAUAAUGACGAAAAGUUGUGUUAAUCUGCUGGUUUGGUUGUGUUCCAUAUGUUAUAUUUUUGUUUCCAGGUUACAAAAGAAAAGGUACAUAUUAGCAUUUGAUGUUGUCAUGCUUUACAUUGUUUAGUGUAUUGCCUACUUGCUAAUUCGUCGCGGCUUAAUAAGGUAACAGUUUGACCAUAAUUUGCUGCUCUAUCUUCCUUGCUGUGAGAUAUAUGAAUUCACUGGUCUGUCACUGUGUGA